AAGGUUUGGGAAGGAGCGAGACUGCUGGGAAGGGCCGGUAAAGCUCAGCCGCCUUAGAAACACAUGGCUUCACAAGAGAAAAAUCAAGUUCAACCCUUUACAGACAUCUUUGAUGAAGAACAAGCUGAAAGAUCUUUUCUGUUGUCCAAACCCACUUGCUUAAUCGUCUUUGGAAAGCCAGGUUCUGGAAAGAAAACAUUAGCUCAAAAACUAGCACAGAGAUGGAACUGCAUUUUCAUAGAAGCUUCAGAAGUAAUUCAAAUGAAUAUUCAACAAGGAACAGAAUAUGGAAUUAAGUGUCAAGAACUGCUUUGUCAAGGUGAAAGUAUUCCUGAGGAACUGGUGACAGAAAUGAUUCUGCAAAAGAUUGAGUCACCAGAAGUUGCUCAUUUUGGUUAUGUUCUCACUGGAUUUCCUUUUCUCUCGGAGAAAUGCAUGACUGUUCCACAGCAAAUAGAGAAAAUAACAAAUCUAAAAUUAAAACCGGAUAUCCUGAUUAACAUUAAGUGUCCAGAUUAUGAGUUAUGCCAAAGAAUAUCAGGACAAAGGCAAAACCCUGAUUCAGGGGAGAUAUAUCAAAGGAGCCAGUGGGAUCCUAAAGAUAUUGACAAGCGUAAAAAAGAGAAGGAUGAGGAUGAAGAAGAGGAUGAAGAAGAUGAUGAAGAGCAGGAUGAAGAAGACGAGGUAAAUAUUGCGAAUUUGUAAACAAAAAUAGAAUCUUUUCAUCAGUUAGUGCAGAGGCCUGAAGAUUUUCUUGGAAAUGCAGAGAAAAGAAUUGGAACGUACAAGGAUAUAAUGCUUCCUCCUUUAGAAGAAUUUUUGUCUCACCAUGAUUGUCGAUACCUUAUUGAGGUGGAUGGAAGUCAGGAACCAGAUCAUGUCUUUGAGGUAACGGCAGGCCGACUUGAGUCUAUGGAUGUUCAAAAUGCAGCUCCUAUAAUCAGACUUCAAAGUGAAGAAGAAGAAAUCCUGGAAGGAAAGCAAGAUGAUGAACUUUUCCGGGCUCUGUCAUCUUGCAAGCUGAUAGCACCCAGAUAUCGAUGGCGUAGGAGCAGGUGGGGACAAGUGUGUCCCGUGGCUCUAAAAGAAGGGGAUAUCAUAAAGGGAAACCCAGAGUUUGCUGUGAGUUUUCUAGGUAAAAUGUACAUACUGUCAUCCGAAGACGCAUUGAAAAAGUUUGUGUUGAAUCCACGGCCUUACCUCUUACCUCCAAUGCCAGCUUCUCCUUGUAAAGUAUUUGUAUUUGGUCCUCCAUUCUCUGGAAGAACAACUAUUUGUAAUUUAAUUGCACACAAUUAUAAAGGAAAGGUAGGUUCAUAA
Messenger RNA from Cinclus cinclus, 1320 nucleotides. Its product is annotated as adenylate kinase 9-like. NCBI's taxonomy places the organism in Eukaryota, Metazoa, Chordata, Aves, Passeriformes, Cinclidae. The transcript is spliced from 12 exons. Gene Ontology annotation, molecular function: AMP kinase activity; ATP binding; nucleoside diphosphate kinase activity. Gene Ontology annotation, cellular component: cytoplasm. Gene Ontology annotation, biological process: AMP phosphorylation. The record is from RefSeq and is a predicted model, not a curated record.